Messenger RNA from Lagenorhynchus albirostris (white-beaked dolphin), 8199 nucleotides. RefSeq names its product teneurin transmembrane protein 1 (gene TENM1). Gene Ontology annotation, molecular function: cell adhesion molecule binding; protein homodimerization activity; protein heterodimerization activity. Bases 1 to 8199 code for a protein of 2732 amino acids. Gene Ontology annotation, cellular component: neuron projection; membrane. Gene Ontology annotation, biological process: heterophilic cell-cell adhesion; signal transduction; neuron development. NCBI's taxonomy places the organism in Eukaryota, Metazoa, Chordata, Mammalia, Artiodactyla, Delphinidae. The transcript has 32 exons. The record is from RefSeq and is a predicted model, not a curated record.
AUGGAGCAAACAGACUGCAAACCCUAUCAGCCUCUGUCAAAAGUCAAGCAUGAAAUGGACCUAGCUUAUACUAGUUCUUCCGAUGAGAGUGAAGAUGGAAGAAAACCAAGACAGUCAUACAACUCCAGAGAAACUCUGCAUGAGUAUAACCAAGAGCUGAGGAUGAAUUACAAUAGCCAGAGUAGGAAGAGGAAAGAAGUAGAGAAAUCUACUCAAGAGAUGGAAUUUUGUGAAACCCCUCACACUCUGUGCUCUGGCUACCAGACAGACAUGCACAGUGUUUCUCGGCAUGGCUACCAGCUAGAGAUGGGAUCUGAUGUGGACACGGAGACAGAAGGUGCUGCCUCACCUGACCAUGCGCUGAGAAUGUGGAUAAGGGGGAUGAAGUCAGAGCAUAGUUCCUGUUUGUCCAGCCGGGCCAACUCCGCAUUGUCCUUGACUGACACUGACCAUGAAAGGAAGUCUGAUGGAGAGAAUGGUUUUAAAUUCUCUCCUGUUUGUUGUGACAUGGAGGCUCAAGCUGGGUCUACUCAAGACAUGCAGAGCAGCUCACACAACCAGUUCACCUUCAGACCCCUCCCGCCGCCGCCACCGCCUCCGCACGCCUGCACCUGCGCCAGGAAGCCGCCCCCUGCCGCUGACUCUCUCCAGAGGAGAUCAAUGACUACCCGCAGCCAGCCCAGCCCAGCCGCUCCAGCUCCCCCAACCAGUACACAGGAUUCAGUUCAUCUGCAUAACAGCUGGGUCUUGAAUAGCAACAUUCCGUUGGAGACCAGGCAUUUCCUGUUCAAACAUGGAUCUGGUUCCUCGGCCAUCUUCAGUGCAGCCAGUCAGAACUACCCUCUGACAUCCAAUACUGUGUACUCGCCUCCUCCCAGGCCACUUCCUCGAAGCACCUUUUCCAGACCUGCCUUUACCUUCAACAAACCCUACAGGUGCUGCAAUUGGAAGUGCACGGCCUUGAGUGCCACUGCAAUCACAGUGACUUUGGCCUUGUUACUAGCCUAUGUGAUUGCAGUACAUUUGUUCGGCCUGACUUGGCAGUUGCAACCAGCUGAAGGACAGCUCUAUGAAAAUGGAGUUAGCAAGGGGAACAGAGGGACUGAAUCCAUGGAUACCACUUACUCUCCAAUUGGAGGAAAAGUUUCCAAUAAAUCAGAGAAAAAAGUGUUUCAGAAGGGACGGGCAAUAGACACCGGAGAAGUUGACAUUGGUGCACAGGUCAUGCAGACCAUUCCACCUGGCUUAUUCUGGCGUUUCCAGAUUACUAUCCACCAUCCUAUAUAUCUGAAAUUCAAUAUUUCUUUAGCCAAGGACUCUCUGCUGGGAAUUUAUGGCAGAAGAAACAUUCCACCUACACAUACUCAGUUUGAUUUUGUAAAACUAAUGGAUGGAAAACAACUGGUCAAACAGGACUCCAAGAGCUCUGAUGAUACCCAGCACUCCCCUCGGAACCUGAUCUUAACCUCACUGCAAGAAACAGGUUUCAUAGAGUAUAUGGACCAAGGGCCUUGGUAUCUGGCAUUUUACAAUGAUGGAAAAAAGAUGGAGCAAGUAUUUGUGUUAACUACAGCAAUUGAAAUAAUGGAUGACUGUUCGACCAAUUGCAAUGGAAAUGGAGAGUGUAUCUCUGGCCAUUGUCACUGCUUCCCAGGAUUCCUUGGGCCUGACUGUGCUAGAGAUUCGUGCCCUGUGCUGUGUGGUGGGAACGGAGAAUACGAGAAAGGACACUGUGUCUGCCGAAAUGGCUGGAAGGGACCAGAGUGCGACGUUCCAGAAGAGCAAUGCAUUGACCCAACGUGCUUUGGCCACGGCACCUGCAUCAUGGGAGUCUGCAUCUGUGUGCCAGGAUACAAAGGAGAAAUAUGCGAGGAAGAGGACUGCUUAGACCCAAUGUGUUCUGGCCAUGGCAUCUGUGUAAAAGGAGAAUGUCACUGUUCUACUGGUUGGGGAGGAAUCAACUGUGAAACGCCACUUCCCAUAUGUCAAGAGCAGUGCUCAGGACACGGGACUUUUCUCCUGGACACUGGAACAUGCAGCUGCGAUCCCAAGUGGACAGGAUCUGACUGCUCAACAGAGCUCUGUACCAUGGAGUGUGGUAGCCAUGGAGUCUGCUCAAGGGGAAUUUGCCAAUGCGAAGAAGGUUGGGUAGGACCAACAUGUGAAGAACGCUCCUGUCAUUCUCAUUGUGCUGAGCAUGGCCAAUGCAAAGAUGGAAAAUGUGAGUGUAGCCCUGGAUGGGAGGGCGACCACUGUACAAUCGCUCACUACUUAGAUGCUGUCCGAGAUGGCUGCCCAGGGCUCUGCUUUGGAAAUGGGCGAUGUACCCUGGAUCAAAAUGGUUGGCACUGUGUGUGUCAGGUGGGUUGGAGUGGGACAGGCUGCAAUGUUGUCAUGGAAAUGCUUUGUGGAGAUAACUUGGACAAUGAUGGAGAUGGUUUGACUGACUGUGUGGACCCCGAUUGUUGUCAACAAAGCAACUGUUAUGUAAGUCCUCUCUGCCAAGGCUCACCAGAUCCUCUUGACCUCAUUCAGCAAAGCCAGCCGCUCUUCUCUCAGCACACUUCGAGACUCUUCUAUGAUCGAAUCAAAUUCCUCAUUGGCAAGGACAGUACUCAUGUCAUUCCUCCAGAGGUCUCAUUUGACAGCAGGCGUGCUUGUGUAAUUCGAGGCCAAGUGAUGGCUGUAGAUGGAACCCCUCUAGUAGGGGUGAAUGUUAGUUUCUUGCACCACAGUGAUUAUGGGUUUACCAUCAGCCGGCAAGAUGGAAGCUUUGACCUCGUAGCUGUCGGUGGUAUCUCUGUCGUCUUAAUCUUUGAUCGGUCACCUUUUCUACCUGAGAAGAGGACGCUCUGGUUGCCUUGGAAUCAGUUUAUUGUAGUGGAGAAAGUGACCAUGCAGAGAGUUGUAUCAGACCCACCAUCCUGCGAUAUCUCCAACUUUAUCAGCCCAAACCCUAUUGUGCUUCCUUCACCACUCACAUCAUUUGGAGGGUCCUGUCCAGAGAGGGGAACUAUUGUUCCUGAGCUGCAGGUUGUACAGGAGGAGAUCCCCAUUCCUUCCAGCUUUGUGAGGCUGAGUUACCUAAGCAGCCGCACCCCCGGGUAUAAAACCCUGCUUCGGAUCCUUUUAACACAUUCAACCAUUCCCGUGGGGAUGAUAAAAGUACACCUCACAGUAGCUGUGGAAGGGCGACUCACACAGAAGUGGUUUCCCGCUGCAAUUAAUCUUGUCUACACAUUUGCUUGGAACAAGACCGACAUCUAUGGACAGAAGGUUUGGGGCCUGGCAGAGGCUUUGGUGUCUGUGGGAUAUGAAUAUGAAAUGUGCCCCGACUUUAUUCUCUGGGAAAAAAGGACUGUUAUCUUACAAGGUUUCGAGAUGGAUGCUUCUAACCUAGGAGGCUGGUCAUUGAAUAAGCAUCAUAUUUUGAACCCUCAAAGUGGAAUCAUACACAAAGGGAAUGGAGAAAAUAUGUUCAUUUCCCAGCAGCCUCCAGUCAUAUCAACCAUAAUGGGUAAUGGACACCAACGGAGUGUUGCCUGCACCAACUGCAAUGGCCUCGCCCACAACAACAAACUCUUUGCUCCCGUUGCCUUAGCUUCUGGCCCUGAUGGUAGUGUGUAUGUUGGUGACUUCAAUUUUGUAAGGCGAAUAUUUCCCUCGGGAAACUCCGUUAGUAUUUUGGAAUUAAGAAACAGAGAUACCAGACAUAGCACAAGUCCUGCUCACAAAUACUAUCUGGCUAUGGACCCUGUGUCUGAAUCACUUUAUCUAUCAGACACCAAUACCCGAAAAGUCUACAAGUUGAAAUCUCUUGUGGAAACAAAAGACUUGUCCAAGAAUUUUGAAGUGGUGGCAGGAACAGGAGAUCAGUGCCUUCCCUUUGACCAGAGUCACUGUGGAGAUGGAGGGAGAGCAUCGGAAGCUUCACUGAACAGCCCUCGAGGCAUCACAGUUGAUAGGCAUGGAUUCAUUUACUUUGUGGAUGGGACUAUGAUUCGGAGAAUUGAUGAGAAUGCUGUGAUCACAACUGUAAUCGGCUCAAACGGUCUGACUUCCACACAGCCACUGAGCUGUGACUCGGGAAUGGACAUCACUCAGGUGCGAUUAGAGUGGCCAACAGACCUUGCAGUCAAUCCCUUGGACAAUUCAUUGUACGUCUUGGAUAACAACAUUGUGCUUCAAAUUUCUGAGAACAGGCGAGUGCGGAUCAUUGCAGGGCGCCCCAUUCACUGCCAGGUGCCAGGCAUCGAUCAUUUCUUGGUCAGCAAGGUAGCAAUUCACUCCACUCUGGAGUCAGCAAGGGCCAUCAGCGUCUCCCACAGCGGGCUGCUCUUCAUAGCUGAAACAGACGAGAGGAAAGUAAACCGCAUUCAGCAAGUUACCACCAAUGGGGAGAUCUCCAUCAUGGCUGGUGCCCCCACUGACUGUGACUGCAAAAUUGAUCCCAACUGUGACUGUUUUUCAGGUGAUGGUGGCUAUGCCAAAGAUGCAAAGAUGAAAGCCCCUUCCUCCUUAGCAGUGUCACCUGAUGGUACCCUCUACGUGGCAGACCUUGGGAAUGUUCGAAUUCGUACCAUUAGCAGGAACCAAGCCCACUUGAAUGACAUGAACCUUUAUGAGAUUGCAUCACCUGCUGAUCAGGAACUGUACCAGUUCACUGUCAAUGGAACCCACCUGCACACCUUGAACUUGAUAACGAGGGACUAUGUGUAUAAUUUCACCUACAAUGCCGAAGGCGACUUGGGUGCGAUUACCAGCAACAACGGCAAUUCUGUGCACAUUCGCCGAGACGCAAGCGGGAUGCCCCUUUGGCUUGUGGUGCCUGGCGGGCAGGUGUACUGGCUGACCAUAAGCAGCAACGGAGUCCUGAAAAGAGUGUCAGCCCAAGGCUACAAUCUGGCCUUGAUGACCUAUCCAGGAAACACGGGGCUUUUGGCUACCAAAAGUAACGAAAAUGGAUGGACAACCGUUUAUGAGUAUGACCCCGAGGGGCAUCUGACCAAUGCAACGUUUCCCACUGGAGAGGUCAGCAGCUUCCACAGUGACCUGGAGAAGCUGACAAAAGUGGCGCUAGAUACUUCCAACCGUGAAAACGUCCUCAUGUCAACCAAUUUGACAGCAACUAGUACCAUAUAUAUUUUAAAACAAGAAAAUACCCAGAGUACCUAUCGGGUGAGUCCAGACGGCUCCCUACGUGUCACUUUUGCCAGCGGGAUGGAGAUCAGCCUCAGCUCAGAGCCCCACAUCCUGUCCGGGGCAGUCAACCCCACCCUGGGCAAAUGCAACAUCUCACUGCCCGGAGAGCACAACGCCAACCUCAUCGAGUGGCGGCAGCGGAAGGAGCAGAACAAAGGCAACAUUUCCGCUUUUGAAAGAAGGCUGAGGGCCCAUAACAGAAACCUGCUCUCCAUAGAUUUUGAUCAUAUGACUCGCACAGGAAAGAUCUAUGACGACCAUCGGAAAUUCACCCUUCGAAUUCUUUAUGACCAGACUGGACGACCUGUUCUGUGGUCUCCCAUAAGCAGAUAUAAUGAAGUGAAUAUCACAUAUUCACCUUCAGGAUUGGUGACGUUUAUUCAACGAGGGACGUGGAAUGAAAAAAUGGAAUAUGACCAGAGUGGAAAAAUCAUUUCAAGAACUUGGGCUGAUGGGAAAAUUUGGAGCUAUACCUACUUAGAAAAGUCUGUGAUGCUUCUCUUACAUAGCCAGCGGCGUUAUAUCUUUGAGUAUGACCAAUCGGAUUGUCUGCUCUCAGUCACCAUGCCUAGUAUGGUGCGCCACAGUUUACAAACCAUGCUUUCAGUGGGCUACUACCGGAACAUCUACUCCCCACCAGACAGUAGCACUUCUUUUAUCCAAGACUAUAGUCGAGAUGGCCGACUACUACAGACCCUGCAGCUGGGGACAGGGCGCAGAGUUUUAUACAAGUACACCAAGCAAGCAAGGCUGUCCGAGAUUCUCUAUGAUACCACCCAGGUCACAUUAACAUAUGAAGAGUCUUCUGGAGUGAUUAAGACAAUACACCUGAUGCACGAUGGCUUCAUUUGCACAAUCAGAUACAGGCAAACAGGACCUCUUAUUGGGCGCCAGAUUUUCAGAUUCAGUGAAGAAGGCCUUGUGAAUGCUCGGUUUGACUACAGCUACAACAACUUCCGCGUCACCAGCAUGCAAGCUGUGAUAAAUGAAACCCCUUUGCCCAUAGAUCUGUACCGAUAUGUUGAUGUCUCUGGUAGAACAGAGCAGUUUGGAAAAUUCAGUGUAAUUAAUUACGAUUUAAAUCAGGUCAUAACUACUACAGUGAUGAAGCACACCAAGAUCUUCAACGCCAAUGGACAAGUCAUUGAAGUCCAGUAUGAAAUCCUAAAGGCAAUUGCCUACUGGAUGACUAUUCAAUACGAUAAUAUGGGCCGAAUGGUAAUAUGUGAUAUCAGAGUAGGAGUAGAUGCCAAUAUAACAAGAUAUUUCUAUGAAUACGAUGCUGAUGGGCAACUUCAAACUGUUUCUGUAAAUGAUAAAACCCAGUGGCGUUAUAGUUAUGAUCUGAAUGGCAACAUCAACCUCUUAAGCCACGGGAAUAGUGCUCGUCUUACUCCUCUCCGAUAUGACCUCCGAGAUCGCAUCACCAGACUAGGAGAAAUUCAGUAUAAAAUGGAUGAAGAUGGCUUUCUGAGGCAGAGGGGAAAUGACAUAUUCGAAUAUAAUUCUAAUGGUCUGCUGCAGAAAGCCUACAAUAAGGCUUCUGGCUGGACUGUGCAGUAUUACUACGAUGGGCUUGGGCGACGUGUCGCCAGUAAGUCCAGCCUAGGACAGCACCUCCAGUUCUUUUAUGCAGACCUUGCCAACCCCAUAAGAGUUACUCAUUUGUACAACCACACGAGCUCAGAGAUUACAUCCCUGUAUUAUGAUCUCCAAGGUCACCUUAUUGCCAUGGAGCUAAGCAGUGGUGAAGAAUAUUACGUAGCCUGUGAUAAUACAGGAACCCCACUAGCCGUGUUCAGCAGUCGAGGUCAGGUGAUAAAAGAGAUACUGUACACGCCUUAUGGAGAUAUCUAUCAUGACACUUACCCUGACUUUCAGGUCAUCAUUGGUUUUCAUGGAGGACUCUAUGAUUUCCUUACUAAAUUAGUGCACCUGGGGCAAAGAGACUAUGAUGUUGUUGCUGGUAGAUGGACGACGCCUAAUCAUCACAUAUGGAAACAGUUGAACCUCCUUCCUAAACCAUUCAACCUCUACUCUUUUGAAAAUAACUAUCCAGUUGGCAAAAUUCAAGAUGUUGCAAAGUAUACCACAGACAUUGGAAGUUGGUUGGAGCUAUUUGGUUUCCAACUACACAAUGUACUACCUGGAUUUCCCAAACCAGAAUUAGAAAAUUUGGAAUUAACUUAUGAGCUUCUACAGCUUCAGACAAAAACUCAAGAGUGGGAUCCUGGAAAGACCAUCCUGGGUAUCCAGUGUGAGCUCCAGAAACAGCUCAGGAAUUUCAUUUCCUUGGACCAACUUCCUAUGACUCCCCGAUAUAAUGAUGGACGGUGCCUUGAAGGAGGGAAGCAACCAAGGUUUGCUGCUGUUCCUUCUGUUUUCGGCAAAGGUAUAAAAUUCGCCAUCAAGGAUGGCAUAGUAACAGCCGAUAUUAUAGGAGUAGCCAAUGAAGAUAGCAGGCGGCUGGCUGCCAUUCUCAAUAAUGCUCAUUACCUGGAAAACCUACAUUUUACCAUAGAGGGGAGGGACACGCACUACUUCAUUAAGCUUGGGUCUCUGGAGGAAGACCUGGUGCUCAUCGGGAACACUGGGGGGAGGCGCAUUCUGGAGAAUGGUGUCAAUGUCACUGUGUCCCAGAUGACUUCGGUGUUGAAUGGGAGGACUAGACGGUUUGCAGAUAUCCAGCUCCAGCACGGGGCUCUGUGCUUCAACAUCCGGUAUGGGACAACUGUCGAAGAGGAAAAGAAUCACGUGUUGGAGAUCGCCAGACAGCGUGCUGUGGCCCAGGCCUGGACUAAGGAGCAAAGAAGGCUGCAAGAAGGGGAAGAGGGUAUCCGGGCAUGGACAGAGGGGGAAAAGCAGCAGCUGCUGAGCACUGGGAGAGUACAAAGUUAUGAUGGGUAUUUUGUUUUGUCUGUUGAGCAGUAUUUAGAACUUUCUGACAGUGCCAACAAUAUUCACUUUAUGAGACAGAGCGAAAUAGGCAGGAGGUAA